ACAGGAGGGCGCAUCGUUGACUUAAAGUUUUAUUGAAGCCAUAAGGAGGUUUAGAAUUAAAAUAAAAAGAAGAAGGAGGAGGAAGAGGAGGAAGAGGAGGCGGUUUAGACUGCGGGGACGGUACUAGCAGGUUUAAAGAAGCUAAAGUUAUGUGGCUAACAGCCUCCUCUCGGUCAUGUUUGGUCUUCUAGCCUCCCCCAGAGCUUCCUCUUCGGUCCUCGUUUUCCUCCGGACAUUCCCACAGAGAUAUGUGUCCCACAGCAGCAGCUCGGAGGAGGCUCUCCGCAGAUUUAUCCGUGAAAACACGGAGAUUUCCGGGCAGCAGAGCCUGACCCCCGAGCUCAGACUGAGGCUGUUCACUCCGAGCUGCAGCUUCUGGACGGAGAGAGCCGAGCUGUGGCCCUACGAGGACCCGUACUGGGCCAUCUACUGGCCCGGGGGACAGGCGCUGUCCCGGUUCCUCCUGGAUAACCCUGCUGUGUGUCGGGGUCAGAAGGUUCUGGAUCUGGGCAGCGGUUGUGGAGCUUCCGCCAUCGCUGCUACGCUCUGUGGUGCUGCUCAUGUGGUGGCUAAUGACAUCGACUCUCUUGCAGCCGUAGCGACACACAUGAACAGUGAGCUGAACGGCGUUCCGCCCCCCGUGUGUCUCACCAACAACAUGAUCGGCUCACCGCCCGCCGCCUUCGACCUGAUCCUGCUGGGCGACAUGUUCUACGACGAGUCCCUCACCACCAGCCUGCACGCCUGGUUGGACCGCUGCAUGAAAACUCACGGCACCAAAGUCCUGAUCGGAGAUCCGGGAAGAGCUCAGUUUGAGGAGCACGGCAUCCGGCGUCUCUUGAGACCGCUGGCUCAGUUUGAGCUGCCUGAGAGCGUGAGAGAGGAGAACUACGGUCUGAGCUGUAGCGGCGUGUGGAGCUACACGCCAGAGCUCUGACAACACGAGAACAUUUAUCUGAUCAACUAUGACAGUUCAGAUGAAUACAAGUGUCAUCGGUUUACUCAGUCACAUGGCGAAUACGUCUGAAUGGAGGCCUCCACAUGGUGCCCACACCUCACUCUAGGUGGCGAUAAUGCUCUGUUUGCUAACACAUCAUGAGACACAGAUGCCCCUCUACAAUGUGGCGCCCACAUGAUGCGAGAGGCCCCUGAUAUCUGGACCAGCCCCAUGGGUCUUGGACACCCAGAAUCCAUUUUAUUAUCUAAAAAACUUCAUCACAGAUAAGCCGUUUCUGUCUCUGAGCCAACAGAUGAAUACACACUUUUAUAGCAGGCUAGACCAGUGGUUCUCGAACGGUGUGGCAAGGCACACCGGUGCACCUUAGAGAUGUGCCGCAGGAAUGUCUACAACCAUAUUUCAUACUACAAAAAUACAACAACUAAAGAUACUGUAAUGUGUCUUAGAGAAUAUUUUCAAUAGAUAUGAUCUGAGGUGUGCCUUGGGCAAAUAAAGUUUGAAAAACACUGAACUAGAUGACGGCAGCGCUCUCCUGUCUGUCUAAAGUCCAUACAUUGGUGAGUUUCCGUGUAAAUUUUAAAGUUCUUUGAUUAGUUUAUAAAGCUCUACAUGGCCUCCCACCAGAGUAUCUUUCAGAGAUGGUUUAAGUCUAUGACCCCAGGACGGCCCCUCAGAUCCUCUGGUUUUAGUCUGUGACCCAGGACAGAACCUUGUGACAUCAUAUUACAGUUUUUCUCAGUCGCUUUGGUACAUUUCUCAGAUCACAAUUGAAAUUCUCAAAACUACUUGUUCAAUCUUCACAUCAUUGUGUCACUUGUGCACAUCAAAAAAGCAGUUUCUCAUUUCUUUGAUCAAGUUGCAAAUGCUUUGGUACAUCCAUGCAAAUGAUUCUGUACAAUCCUCUGCGGUUUCCUACAUUAUCAUUUGCUUCUGUCAUGUUGAUCAAAAUGUAUUAUAAAGGGUCUCUGUUGAAUAGUCUCACCCCCCCACAACAUUUAGGCAUUAGUUCAUCGCAUACGUCUUUACAUGCAAAAUGGUUGAACAUCCUGUCAUAAUAUGUCAAGCGUAUUUCUAUACAUUUCCGUUAGACUUCUUUUUUCCUAAAUCUGUCCUGAAUUGGUACAUCACUCCCAGGUGAAUCUUGACUUUCUCUAAGAAGGGAGAUGUGUGAAGCAUUAGAUCAACCAAUGAUCAAGGAAUUUGAUUGAGGAGAAUUUGAUGAUUGAGGAAUUUUCUCAGCAUGGAGAUAAAAAUAUAUGAUCGCCAGCCACACACACAGAUGACCCUUCUGGCUGCCAUGGAUGCUGUGUGUGAUGACAUCACAGCAGAUACCUGCAGAGGCUGGAUAAGACACUCUCAAAGACUUUCCAUGCUGCGUCACAAGAGAAGAUACUCGUUGUGAUGAGGAUGAGAAUUUGUGGCCCAACAGACAGGAACAUCAGGAGGUGUUGGAAGACUGCACUGUAAUUCCUACAGCACUGCAUGUACAGUUUUCCCUGAGAAGAUUGUCCUUUGUUCACAUUUCUACUUUUGUUUUUUCUUUGUUUUUUUUUUCUUUGUGAUAUGCAGUGCUCUUCUCCUUUCUGUAUCGCAAUGACAUGGUCUGUCAACAAAUUACAGUACCAACAGUAAAAGCGUAAAUGUGAAUCUUGUCCAGUCUCUUGCAAUCAAUCUCCCACAUACACUAAGGUGUAACUUUCAAUUUGCAAUAAUUGU
Molecule: messenger RNA, 2674 nt
Organism: Cheilinus undulatus (humphead wrasse)
Lineage: Eukaryota; Metazoa; Chordata; Actinopteri; Labriformes; Labridae
Gene: etfbkmt
Product: electron transfer flavoprotein subunit beta lysine methyltransferase
Exons: 4
Coding region: 176-937 (253 amino acids)
Biological process (GO): peptidyl-lysine trimethylation
Cellular component (GO): mitochondrial matrix
Molecular function (GO): protein-lysine N-methyltransferase activity
Source: RefSeq, a predicted model, not a curated record